AAAUGAAAUCAUACAAAAUUUUAAGGAACGAAUGAAACGAGGCAGUUUACAUCGCCACCACUGCUGUAUAUAAUAUUUUAUCGUACUAUAUAAUUUUUAUUUGUCAUUAGUUUGCGAAAAAAUUAUUAGUAGAAAAAAACUUAUAUAUCUGUUUUUAAGAAUUAGUAAUUUCUUUCCGGAAGUUAUAUCGUUAGUUUUAAGACUUAUUCCCCGAAUGUGUGAUGUUACAGCUGUGACAGAAUGGGUGAGGAGAAAACGCCAAAACAACAAAUGUUAAUGACAACAUUGGAAAGUUUGGGUAACCAUCUCCAUUCACAGAUCACGACCAGGUUCCCUCAGUUGACUUAUAGUCUAGUUUCUAAAAUCACUGGAAUUCUGUUGGAAUGUGGAGAAAAAGAGGUUUUAGCGAUGUUACAAAAUGGACCAAAAUUACAGAUGCGGAUAUCACAGGUGCUAAGAACCCUUUAUACAGAUCAACCCUCUCACAGUCAAAUCACGUCGCCACAACCCAUUGAUAACUCUGUUGAAUGGACAGAUGAAGAUUCUGAGAAACUCUUUGAUAAAGUAGCUACAAUUGAGCCUGUACAUUGUGCGAAAAUAACAGGAAUGCUGUUAGAAGGAGAUAAGAAUUUUCUAAGACAAUCUCUAAUUAAUGAAGAUCUUUUAAAAUCUGCCAUCUGUAAAGCUCGACUGACCUACCUUCAGUCAAUUGGUCUCAUAUCAUCUUCUGCUUGUGAUACAGAAAUAAAAGAAGAAAACAGUUUGGAUAACAAAGGAGAUGUUAUCUACUCACAAGUCAUUAUGUGGUUUUCUCCAAAAUUAGCCGAAAAAAUUACUGGUAUGCUGUUGGAGAUGCCUUCUGAAGAACUGUCACUGACAGUCAACAAUCUCAAAGUAUUGAAGAACAGAGCUGAAGAAGCAUAUGUGGCAUUGAAAAAUAGUGGUUAUUUACCUAUGUAUGAUAGUUCCUUGGAAGAUUCAGUUGAAUAAUAAUAAUCUCUUCUGCUAUAGGCACAAGGCUUGAAACUUAGGGAGAGGAGAGUAGUUGAUAACAUCAACCCCAGUACUUCACUAGUACUUAUUUUAUCAACUCCAAAAGGAUGAAAGCCAAAGUUGGCCUCGGUGGUAUUUGAAUACAGAAUGUAAAAAGCUGGAAUAAUAAUAGUAAUAAUUAUUAUUAUUGAAUCAACAGUGUAGUGUGAGUAGGACCAGAGAGGCAGUUGCCUUGGACACAAGAUUCUAAGCAGUGCCAAAUUUUAAAAGAAGAAAAAGGUAGUAGAAAUGAUAAUUUCAAAUUUUAGCACAAGGCAAGCAAGUUUGACCCCCAGUACUUGGCCAGUACUCAUUUUAUUGAUCCCAAAAGUAUGAAAGGCCAAAUUGACCUUGGCGGAAUUUGAACUCAGAACGUAAAGCAUGCUAACGACUCUGCCAGCUUGCCACCUUAAAUGUAGUUGUAAUAAUUAAAAUAAUUAAAUGUAGUUGUAAUAAUUAAAAAAAAUAGCACACACUUCCAUCUCACACGGGAAAUAUUUGCUUUGGUACAGGUGCUGGCAACCUACACUAAACCAUUCUAUCAAAUCUCUAAUUAUUGUGCUAAACUUCAAGACUGAUAUGCUAACAUUAAUUAACCUGUCAACAUACCUUAAUGGUUGAAGUUGUAAUUUAAUGAAUCUCAGCAGUUCCUUUAAAAAUCUCUUAUUUUUUAAAGCUGCUAAAUCAAAUAACAGCUCUAAGCAUUUAGAAUUAUUGUAAAGAUCCAUUAUUUAUGUGAAAUAAUAGCUCAUUUGUCCUCCAAAAACCUCAUUGAUCUAGAUAUUGUUUUUUUUUAAGAAAUCUCAAGACAUCGAAUAUUUGUAAGAUGAACAGAAAUAUUAUGAUUGGUAUGGAACUGCCUGCAAGAGGUUAAUGGAUUCCACAGACAUGAAAUGAAUGAGUUUAUAUACAAUGAAUAUAUAUAUAUAUGAAUUUUAUUGACGACUUUGCAGCUACGUACCACCCACAAGUUUCCUUGAGAUCUGUGAUUUAUUUAUUUUUAAAUUUGAAUUGUCCUCUUCCUAAUGAAUGGUAAUUCCUUCUCAGACAACAAAAGACAUUUUUGAAGGUUAAAUUUUGAAAUUAAUUUGACAGUUAUCAUAAGAGAGAAAAAGAAAGAAACAGACAGACAGAUAUGGGGAGAGGGAGAGGAAGUGGAGACAGAGAAGGAGACAGAUGGAGGGGGAGACUGACCACAGAUUAUUCUGCCUUGUUUAGUAAUUAGCACUGUUUGUGCUAAUUAACAAGACAGCAUUAUAUUUUCACACUAUUCUAUUUUAUUUUAUUGUGAAUAUGUAAAUAAAAUCUAAACAUCAAACUAUUCAG
This is a messenger RNA of Octopus bimaculoides (California two-spot octopus), 2358 nucleotides long. RefSeq lists its product as uncharacterized. The record is from RefSeq and is a predicted model, not a curated record. Lineage: Eukaryota; Metazoa; Mollusca; Cephalopoda; Octopoda; Octopodidae. Gene Ontology annotation, molecular function: RNA binding; ubiquitin-ubiquitin ligase activity. Gene Ontology annotation, biological process: protein polyubiquitination; positive regulation of canonical Wnt signaling pathway. Gene Ontology annotation, cellular component: nucleus; cytoplasm.